AUGGAGAUAAACGUGAUUUCAGAGGUUGAUAUCGGACGACCGGCUCUCAUGAAAGAGAUUCCAUUCAUGAAAGCUAUUGAUGAAAUUUUGGACAAUUUUUGA
Messenger RNA from Aspergillus fumigatus Af293, 102 nucleotides. RefSeq lists its product as uncharacterized. The transcript has a single exon. The coding region runs from base 1 to 102 and encodes 33 amino acids. The record is from RefSeq and is a predicted model, not a curated record. Lineage: Eukaryota; Fungi; Ascomycota; Eurotiomycetes; Eurotiales; Aspergillaceae.